AUUUUAGUAAAUUAAAAUUAACUAAAAACAUAAUGGAAGGAGUACUAAACGAUCUCGUAAAUUGGGGCAAUAAAGUCGACGAAGAAAAGAAAGAAAUAAAGGAAUAUCUACAAAACAUUAAAGAUAAUGUAGAACCAAAAGUGGGACAAUUACAACAGUGUCAAAAUUCAUGAGUUCAGCAGAUAAAAAAGAAUUCAAAAACGAUCAAGGAUGUGUUACAAGAAGUGGACUUAGCACGUAGAUUACGCGGAACUGCAGUGAGUCGUAUGGACAAGUUGAGUGAAGACAUCAACUCCCUUGCAUCACAAGUACACAGAAGGAUGGAUACUCUGGACGACAGAGUAAGGAAAGUCGAAGAGAGACUUAGUGCUUUAGAAUGGUCGACUGAUGCUCUUGAAAGCAAAGUGACUGAAGGAUUCAACAAAAUGACUGAAGGAUUCAACAGAAUGGAGCACCAAAUAGAUCAACUCGCUAAGAUGACAGCCAACAAGUUCCAGGGAAAUUCAUAAAGUUGCUAAUUAUUAGCUUCUGGAGAGGAUUGGAAAGU
Molecule: messenger RNA, 547 nt
Organism: Moneuplotes crassus
Lineage: Eukaryota; Ciliophora; Spirotrichea; Euplotida; Euplotidae
Source: the annotation of a GenBank genome assembly